AGCAGGCUGAGAAGGCAGAGGGGCCUUCGGAGGGCUUCACAAUGGAGGGGCAGGACCUGCAGCUCCUGAUUUCAACCAUGGACCCCGAGCCCGAAUCGGUUUUGUGUUUCGUGCGCUUGCAAACCGCAACGGGGGUUGUGCUCAUAUACUACAGAAGGGGAGGAACCGGUGCCAGCGCCAGCCCAAGCCUGCCGGAGCCAGCCGCAAUGGCCACACUCACCCAGGAGCUGGGCACCGCUUUCUUCCAGAAGCAGCAGCUGCCGGCCUCCAUGGCCGACACCUUCCUGGACCACCUGUGCCUGCUGGACAUCGACUCGGAGCCCAUCGCUGCCCGCAGCACCGGCAUCGUCUGCACCAUCGGUCCUGCUUCCCGCUCCGUAGAAAUGCUACGUGAGAUGAUCAAGGCCGGGAUGAAUAUUGCACGCCUCAACUUCUCGCACGGCUCUCACGAGUACCACGCAGGUUCCAUUGAGAAUAUCCGGGCAGCGACCGAGAGCUUUGCCUCCAAUCCUCUCUUCUACCGACCGGUGGCUAUUGCACUGGACACCAAAGGCCCCGAAAUCCGCACGGGCAUAAUCAAAGGGGGUGAAAACAAGGAAGUGGAACUGGUGAAAGGAUCACAGUUGGUUGUCACCACGGACCCAGCUUUCCAGGAGCUCUGUGACCAGCACACCAUCUGGUUGGAUUAUGCCAACUUGCCGAAAGUGGUCAAAGUUGGUGGAAGGAUCUUCGUUGACGACGGACUCAUCUCUUUACUAGUCAAAGAGAUCCGCAAGGAUGGCUGCGUGGUGCAGGUCGAGAACGGCGGGAUUCUGUGCAGCCGCAAGGGGGUCAACCUCCCCGGGGCCGAGGUGGACCUGCCAGCCGUCUCAAAGCGGGACAUCCAGGACCUGCAGUUCGGCCUGGAGCAGGGCGUCGACAUCGUCUUCGCCUCUUUCAUCCGCAAGGCCAGCGAUGUGGCUGCGGUGCGCCAGGUGCUGGGGGAGCGUGGCCGCAAUAUCAAGAUCAUCAGCAAGAUCGAGAAUCACGAGGGGGUCCAGAAGUUUGACGAGAUCCUGGAGGCCAGCGACGGCAUCAUGGUGGCCCGUGGCGACCUGGGCAUUGAGAUCCCUGGUGAGAAGGUUUUCCUGGCGCAGAAGAUGAUGAUUGGCCGGUGCAACCGUGCUGGGAAGCCCGUUAUAUGUGCCACUCAGAUGUUGGAGAGCAUGGUCAAGAAGCCACGGCCCACGAGGGCAGAGACCAGUGACGUGGCCAACGCCGUGCUGGAUGGGGCCGACUGCAUCAUGCUAUCUGGGGAGACAGCCAAGGGGGCCUACCCUGUGGAGGCCGUGAGGAUGCAGCACGCGGUGGCCCGAGAAGCGGAGGCCGCCAUGUUUCACCAGCAGCUUUUUCAAGAGCUGCGCCGCCUGACCCCGCUGAGCCAAGACCCCACAGAGGUGACGGCCAUUGGCGCUGUGGAGGCCUCAUUUAAAUGUUGCGCCGCUGCCAUUAUUGUGCUGACGACAUCUGGCAGGUCUGCCCAGCUGCUCUCCCGCUACCGGCCCCGCGCCCUCAUCAUCGCCGUGACCCGCAAUGAGCAGGUGGCCCGACAGGCACAUCUCUGCCGCGGCGUCUUCCCAGUCCUAUGGCGUGACGCUGCCCUGGAAAUGUGGGCAGAUGAUGUGGACCGGCGGGUGCAGUUUGGCAUCGAGAUAGGCCGGGUGCGAGGGUUCCUACGGUCCGAGGACGUGGUCAUCGUGGUGACCGGCUGGAGACCUGGAGCGGGUUUUACUAACAUCAUGAGGGUGCAGCAAGUCCCAUGAAGGCUACGACUAUAGAGAGAAAUGCCGUUUGCGCCUUACCCUCCAGCGUUUACAGAUGCAAACAGGGCGUUGCUUGGAACACCCCAGUUGUUAUAGCAGAGAUCGCAGCUCCAUAUUUCCAUUCCGCUCCACCCCUUAUUACAGAUGCCUGAAGACUUGUCUUCUGCCCGCUGAAUGUAUGGUGUACCUGUUUCUUCUGCAAUAGCCUAUUCUCCGCUGAUCUAAAAGCCAAGCAAGUGUAUGGUCUUUGAGUUAAAGAUGUGCUAAGGGGGGGAAAACUCAAAGUGCUGCGAUCUAUGAUUAAACAGUUCAAAAUCUA
Hemicordylus capensis (graceful crag lizard) is the source of this 2121-nucleotide messenger RNA. RefSeq names its product pyruvate kinase L/R (gene PKLR). Bases 42 to 1802 code for a protein of 586 amino acids. The record is from RefSeq and is a predicted model, not a curated record. Gene Ontology annotation, molecular function: potassium ion binding; pyruvate kinase activity; magnesium ion binding. Gene Ontology annotation, cellular component: cytoplasm. Lineage: Eukaryota; Metazoa; Chordata; Lepidosauria; Squamata; Cordylidae. Gene Ontology annotation, biological process: cellular response to insulin stimulus; glycolytic process. The transcript has 11 exons.